GCCAGGUAUCAUGAGCAUUCUGGAUGACGUGUGUGCGACGAUGCACGCCGUGGGCGAAGGAGCUGACCAGACCCUGCUGCAGAAACUGCAGAUGCAGAUCGGGACUCAUGAGCACUUCAACAGCUGGAAUCAAGGCUUCAUCAUCCACCAUUACGCCGGAAAGGUGUCCUACGACAUGGAUGGUUUCUGCGAGAGGAACCGGGACGUCCUGUUCAUGGACUUGAUCGAGCUCAUGCAGAGCAGUGAAUUGCCUUUUAUAAAGGCUCUCUUUCCAGAAAAUCUCCAAGCUGAUAAGAAAGGCCGCCCUACAACUGCUGGCAGCAAAAUUAAGAAACAAGCAAAUGACCUCGUUGGCACCCUGAUGAAAUGCACUCCUCACUAUAUCCGCUGCAUCAAGCCGAAUGAAACCAAAAAGCCUCGAGACUGGGAAGAGAGCAGGGUGAAGCAUCAAGUGGAGUAUCUUGGGCUCAAGGAGAACAUUCGUGUACGGCGAGCAGGCUACGCCUAUAGGCGAGUGUUCAAAAAAUUCCUGCAGAGGUACGCCAUCCUGACCAAAGCAACCUGGCCUUCCUGGAAAGGGGAUGAAAAACGAGGAGUUCUCCACUUGCUCCACUCGGUCAACGUGGAUCCUGACCAGUACCAGCUAGGGAGGACAAAAAUCUUCAUCAAAGCACCAGAGUCCUUGUUCCUGCUGGAAGAGAUCACGAGAAGUGAAAAUAUGAUGAUGGCUCACAUACGGGAGAUCAGAAAGGCAUGGCGAAAAUAAGUAUUUAGGAAAAUGCUACAAAUGAGAGAAGAAGCCUCUGAUUUGCUGCUGAACAAGAAGGAGAGGAGGCGGAACAGCAUCAACAGGAACUUUGUGGGAGACUACAUCGGCAUGGAGGACCAUCCUGAGCUGCGCCAGUUUCUGGGCAAGCGCGAGAAGAUCGACUUUGCUGACAAGGUCACCAAAUAUGACCGGCGGUUUAAGGGUGUCAAACGAGACCUCAUCCUGUCUCCCAAGUGUGUGUACCUGAUCGGGAGGGAAAAGGUGAAGCAGGGCCCAGACCGAGGUCUCGUGAAGGAGGUCCUGAAGCGGAGGAUCGAGGUGGAGAGGAUCCUGUCUGUCUCUUUAAGCCCCAUGCAAGACGACUUGUUUGUCCUCCAUGAGCAAGAAUACGACAGCUUCCUGGAAUGCAUCUUCAAAACGGAGUUCCUGAGCCUUUUGUCAAAGCGCUUUGAGGAGAAAACGCAAAGGAGGCUACCUCUGAAAUUUAGCAAUACGCUUGACGUGAAGUUGAAAAAGGAGACUUGGGGGCCGUGGUGUGCUGGAGGGUCUCGCCAAGUGCAGUUCAACCAAGGCCAGGGAGACGUGGCCGUCCUCAAGCCAAGCAAUAAAGUGCUGCAGGUCAGCAUUGGGCCGGGACUUCCCAAAAACUCCAGGCCCACGAGACGGAACCUGACCCAAAACAGAGGCAGUUCCAACAGGACUCCGGGCCACAACUACCCUUCCAGGGCUGCUCCGCCUCCCCCUGGUCUUCAUCAGAAUGGGGUGAUCAAAGCCCCACCGCUUGUCCUGCACCCACAAGGCCCCGCAAGCCAGCGAACCGCUCACAAAAAUUUAUACAAAAACAUGGCAUGCCCGCCGUUGCCACAGGUCUCUGGAGGAUCGGGCAGAAUUUCCCAGCAACCAGACAGCCUGGACUUCCUCAAGGUGCCGGAUCAAGGUGCUGCUGGAGCUCGCAGGCAGACUCAUAAGCCACUCCACGCCUCAGAGAGGAGGUGACUAAAAGCUCAUAGCCAAGCCAAAGCUCCUUAGGUACCUCUCCAGUGCAGGGCACUGUAUGCCUAUGAUGCUCAGGACACAGAUGAACUCAGCUUCAAUGCCAAUGAUGUCAUUGAUAUCCUCAAAGAAGAUCCCCAGGGAUGGUGGACAGGCAGGUUGAGAGGGAAGCAAGGCCUGUUCCCCAACAAUUACGUGACCAAAGUGUGACGGUAGACUGGCUGUUGCCUCCUGAGCACUGCGGAGUUAAUUCUCAGAGCAAAGUGUCUUUCCCGCUGUUGUCAACUUGGAAGACGAGGGAUCAGCGCAGAAUCUCCACGGAGAGGCACCUGUGAAGUUAGAAGGGAGACAGGAAAAGUGGCCCUGUUUACGCUCCAGCUGGUCAAAGCACAUCACCAAACAUGUAACUUAUUUAUUUUUUAUUUAACCCUCUAAUUGUCUUGAGAAGGAAGAGGAGCCCUUCAGUCCAAUUCUGGAAGUGGCAAGAUUCUCUGCAGCUGCCACAGGGUGGAAGAGCCCUUGCUGGACAAGGCUCCUCCCAUCUUCCGCCCUAGAUGCUUCAUUCUCCUCGUAGGGACACUUGCAGAGGUGCACAGUAGUCAUGUGUUAUGCUGCUACCUGCCUAAAUAAGUAGGAAUCGUCUUGUUUCACCCUGUAUUUGAGCAGACCUGAUGAUCUGAGGGCCCUUGUGGCGAUUUUCCAGAAGGCGCUGCAACCAAAAGCGACAGUAAAGGAUGCUGUAAAUUGUUUGCAUUGAUUGUUUAGAGAUGGCUGGCCCAUGUUGGUUUGUGUUAUUGCUGUACCUGUUAAGGGGCAGUUUCUCUGCCCCCUCGAGGGAAGCUGUGCUUAAGAGUAGAUUAUAUACAGUGUACAUUUAAAAACCAAAAUAAGAGACAAGCAAAUUGUAUGAAUGGAUAUGACAGUAACCCACAGUGCUUAACCAUAAAAGUCGCUUGAUUUUCGCUUUGGGGGACCAGGUACUUCUACAUAUGCACUAUUCUUUAAGGGACAGAGACAGUGUUAAUAAAGCUUUUGAGCCCAGCGGCCUUCGCAAGCAGCCAAGAGCUGUGAUUUAUUAGCAGGGAUGGCUUCAAAUACAUGACUUGUCAACUCUAAUUGGCCAAAACAGAACAUUGUGGGCUUUAUUUUGAUGCCUAUCCUAUUCUGUAAGUGAAAGACGAGGCACUAAUUGCUACAUGAGGAAUAAAGGCCAUGAACGGUGUUUGCUGGCCAUCUCACCCCC
Molecule: messenger RNA, 3005 nt
Organism: Sphaerodactylus townsendi
Lineage: Eukaryota; Metazoa; Chordata; Lepidosauria; Squamata; Sphaerodactylidae
Gene: MYO1E
Product: myosin IE
Biological process (GO): vesicle transport along actin filament; actin filament organization
Cellular component (GO): microvillus; cytoplasm; actin cytoskeleton
Molecular function (GO): actin filament binding; ATP binding; microfilament motor activity
Source: RefSeq, a predicted model, not a curated record